AGGACAGAAUCUGUCUCUGUCUGUUUCACAGAAAAAUGGCCGAUUGUAAGGAUAGUAACGAAAAAACGAAUGGACCUGAACCAGUAAUCAAUAUGAAAUACGACACUCCAGAGGAAUCGAGUGAAAAUUCCGCUAAUGAAGAAGUUGAAAGUCAGUCAACUGAUAAUGAUUCAGAAGCCCCUCUACCAUCUCGGAAUCAAAUAUCUAAUAAAAGACUGAUAAAGGGUAACAUACUGGCUUCGUCAAAAUUGGGAAGUUCAUUUGCAUCAUGUGACUAUGUUAAAGCCAAAUCUUCACUAUUAAGACCAUCGCAAUUAAAUUCCGUGGCUAAUAAUCCAGGACCAUCGACAAAACUUGUCCUACAACCGGCUAAAUUUCAUAAUCCAUUCGCAAAAUUAACAAAUGAUAAUGUAAUAGAAGGAGAAACGGAAACACCAACGGAGAAUAAUGCAUGUAAUGAGAAGAAUGAAUCAAAAGAGAAGCAAUUAAUGGACGUGAAACCAACAUUUUUACCUCUCGGUGCAAGUUCAAAGGAAAAUGAGAAUAGUUUAAAUAAUACAGUAGCACCAAGUUCUUCGGCACCUAGCUUUGUAUUUGGACAGAAUAUAAAAGAACGCGUAACAGUUGUGACCGAUGGCGAAACAUCCGAUCAAUCGGCAAACGAAGAAAUGAAGGAGGAAACUAAUGAAAAUGGCUCUUCGGAAUUAUUAUUUUCAAAUGUGACUGCAGUCACGCGAAGUACAAGUCGUCCUGGUUUGACAUUAACUCAAGCUGCACAGGAAUUAGAGGAGGCAACAAGAGCGAAUAAACGAAAAUAUAAUGAAGUUGCAUUGCUCACUGGAGAGGAAGGCGAGACAAAUGUCUUACAGAUCAAUUGCAAGCUCUUCGCGUUUGACAAGGUGAGUAGUAGUUAUAAGGAGAGAGGGAGAGGGACAUUACGAUUAAACGAUCGAGAUGAUGAAUCUCGUUUAGUUAGUCGCACGGCUGGUACGCAGCGAUUAAUUCUCAAUACAAAAAUAUGGCCCGGCAUGACUGCUGAGCGAGCUGGUCCAAAAUCAUUGAGGCUAACUGCAAUGGACAUUCAUGGUGAUCUUCGAAUUUUCAUUGUUCAAGCAUCGCCGAAAGAAAUUGAUUUACUUGAGGAUCAUUUAACGCAACGAUUAAAACGUGCCAAGGAACGUCAACCGAAACGACAGGCAACUAAUCAGUGACAAUUGUUCGACAUUCAUUGUGAAAUAAGAAAUUUAAAAAAAAAAUCAUGUACACUUCUAUACUUGCAAAAACAGAAAGCUCCGUGAAUUGGACGCAUUUAUGCGUAAAUAAGCUCAUCUCUGACACCCUCCAAAAAAAAGGCUUUAUUUACAUUAUUAGAGAAACAUCUUUUUUUCCAAACAGGUACAUAUUUUCCUUUUUUUUAAAAAAUAAUUUUUAUACAAUUUUUUUUCUCUCAAAUUUUUCUCUCAACAGAGAGAAACAAUAGAGAAAGUUAUUUUUUUUACAUAAGAGAAUCGGAGGGCUCGUAAAUUUUUUUGUUUUUUUUUCUGUGAAAUAGGAAUAAUUUGAAUUGUAGCAUAAUAUUAUAUAAAUUAUAAAAAUAGCUUGUAUGAAAACAUUUAUUGUAUUUGUAAAAUUUUUCCGAUGGCUAGAAUUUUUUUUUUUUUUUUAAUUAAAAAUAUGAGUUAUAAAUAUAUCUUUAUAUUGUAUAAUGAUAUCUCGCAUUAUCUACGAAAAUACAGAGAAUUCGGAGAAUUGACAAAUUUUCAAAAUGAAAUGAAGAAAAGAAAUGCAACUCUUAGACUUAGCUUUUCAAAUAGAAUUUUUUUCGAAUCUUUCUCAUUCAAAUUUUAUUAUAUAGUCAACCAGUUAUUAUUUAAUUACAAAAGUUUGAGCAUGAUUUACAAAAAUUAAUUGUUUCAUAAAUCGACUUUUAGGAAAAAAAAAAUUCUUGAUUUACAUUAAUUCUGGAAAAAUUAGAAAAUUUUGAAAAUACAAAAAAUCUUUGAAUUUGUUAGAAAAAAAAAUGCAAAAUUUGGACAUAAGGAAACUUGUUUGUAACCGUUUUCGAGCAAUUUAUAAAAAUUAAUUAUCUGACUGUAAAUACAGUGGAAAUAUCAUUA
Messenger RNA from Leptopilina heterotoma, 2117 nucleotides. It is a transcript of the gene RanBP3, whose product is annotated as ran-binding protein 3. The record is from RefSeq and is a predicted model, not a curated record. Gene Ontology annotation, cellular component: nuclear pore; cytoplasm. Gene Ontology annotation, biological process: protein export from nucleus. The transcript is spliced from 5 exons. The coding region runs from base 36 to 1211 and encodes 391 amino acids. Gene Ontology annotation, molecular function: GTPase activator activity. Lineage: Eukaryota; Metazoa; Arthropoda; Insecta; Hymenoptera; Figitidae.